CAUUUGUUAUUGUUCUUACUAGUAAAGCGCUAGCAGAGUGGGUGUUUUGUUACGGAAUGUUGCAACACGCCCUUCUCGGGGGCAGGUUUCCUGCCUGCACUUUGACUCUGCUGUGGAGUUAGACGAGCUCCGCCUGCACUUGGCUCAUGGCUCCUGCAAUCCUGCCACCUCCCCUGCCUCUCUGUGUGUGUCUGCUGCUGGCAUGUGGCUGUGCCCGGGCGGGUAAGCUGCUGGUGGUGCCCAUGGACGGGAGCCACUGGUUUACCAUGAAGUCAGUUGUGGAGAAACUCAUCCACAGAGGGCAUGAGGUGGUGGUUGUUAUGCCCGAGGUGAGCUGGCAACUGGGACGGUCGCAGGAUUUCACAGUGAAGACUUACUCCACGUCUUACACGCUGGAGGAUUUGAACCGUGAGUUCAAGGUUUUCAUUGAUUCUCAGUGGAAGGCUGAAAAACACAAUAUAUUUUCUGUAUUAAGCAAUUCAGCCAAAGACUACUUUGAAUUGCUGUUUUCAAAUUGUAGGAGUUUGUUUAAAGACAGGAAGUUAGUAGAAUACUUAAAGGAGAGUUCUUUUGAUGCAGUGUUUCUGGAUCCUUUUGACGUGUGUGGCUUAACUGUUGCCAAAUACUUCUCUCUCCCAUCCGUGGUCUUCGCCAGAGGAAUAUUUUGUCACUAUCUUGAAGAAGGCGCUCAGUGCCCCAGCCCCCCUUCUUAUGUCCCCAGACUUCUCUUGAGAUUCACAGACAGCAUGACUUUCCUGCAGAGAGUGCAGAACCAUGUCUCCUACAUGAAGGAGCACGCCUUUUGCCCCUACUUUUUCCAAAGUGCUGUGGAGAUUGCCUCUGAAGUUCUCCAAACCCCAGUGACCAUGACUGAUCUCUUCAGCCACACAUCCGUCUGGCUGUUGCGCACUGACUUCGUCCUGGACUUCCCCAGACCUGUGAUGCCCAAUGUCGUCUUCAUUGGCGGAAUCAACUGCCACCCGGGAAAGCCGCUGCCUCAGGAAUUUGAAGCCUACAUUAACGCCUCUGGAGAACAUGGGAUUGUGGUCUUCUCUUUGGGAUCCAUGGUCUCCGAGAUUCCAGAGAAGAAAGCUAUGGAAAUCGCUGAGGCUCUGGGCAGAAUACCUCAAACGGUCCUGUGGCGCUACACCGGAACUCGACCAUCGAAUCUUGCAAAGAAUACAAUCCUUGUCAAGUGGCUACCCCAAAAUGAUCUGCUUGCCCAUCCAAAGACUCGUGCAUUCAUUACACACUCUGGCUCCCAUGGCAUUUAUGAAGGGAUAUGCAAUGGUGUUCCCAUGGUGAUGAUGCCCUUGUUUGGUGAUCAGAUGGACAAUGCUAAGCGCAUGGAGACCCGGGGAGCUGGUGUGACCUUGAAUGUCCUUGAGAUGACAGCUGAUGACUUCGCAAAUGCCCUGAAAACUGUCAUCAAUGACAAAAGCUACAAGGAGAACAUCAUGCGCCUCUCCAGCCUUCACAAGGACCGUCCCAUAGAGCCCUUGGACCUGGCUGUGUUCUGGGUGGAGUAUGUGAUGAGGCACAAGGGGGCACCACACCUGCGCCCUGCAGCCCAUGACCUCACCUGGUACCAGUACCAUUCCCUGGAUGUGAUCGGCUUUCUCCUGGCCAUUGUGAUGGCUGUAGUCUUCAUCGUCUUCAAGUGUUUUGCCUACGCUUGCCGUAAAUGUUUAGGGAAAAAGGAACAGGGACGAGUUAAGAAAUCUCACAAAUCCAAGGCCCAUUGAGAAAUGGGUGGGAAGUAAGGGGAAGUUUGGAUCUAUUCUCCAAUCAGUUGGAAACUUGAAAACAUAAUCAGUGUUAAAUUCAUUUUAUUUGUAUUGGGGAAAUUAUUUGCCAUAAGUUAGACACCCAGACAUUUAUAAAAAAAUAAUAAUAAUCUUAAUUCCUGGUCACAGGUUUAGGAAAAGGUAUUUGCCAAUGUGCUUUGCUUCCCUAUGUCCUUAAUCCGGCCAACCUUUGUCAUCCGUCAGUGACUUACAGAGAAGGUGGGCGUGCUGUUCACUUUCUUACUUGAAGGUGUGACUUUGGGGGAGCACAGGGUGUAGUCCCACAGCCCUCCCAUGAUGCUUUUAACCUCCUCGUCUGGUUUCUUAGGACCUUGUGGUCAGUCACUCCCUCUGGCAGUCCUGCAUCUGUGCUCAUUUUCUUCUCUUGCUCUGUGUUUCAAGAAGGAACCUCUGUACCUUUGGGGUGUACUUGAUAUGAAUGAAUGCCAGGGGUCCUUGAGGAUGUGUGAUUUCUGACCUUGGGGAGAAAAGAAUGAUGCUGCAAAACUGGGGGGUGGCACGUGUGAGAGGGUGAUCGUUGGGGGGUAAUCAUUGCUUGUGUGAAGGGGUCUGAAGGUGACAUGAGCCAGAGUGUCCUCUGGCAAGUGUAUUUCCUGCAGUGCUUCCCACAACCAAGAACUUAUUAAUAAACCCACAUAAAUUUUA
Molecule: messenger RNA, 2453 nt
Organism: Jaculus jaculus (lesser Egyptian jerboa)
Lineage: Eukaryota; Metazoa; Chordata; Mammalia; Rodentia; Dipodidae
Product: UDP-glucuronosyltransferase 1-6
Exons: 5
Coding region: 147-1745 (532 amino acids)
Molecular function (GO): UDP-glycosyltransferase activity
Source: RefSeq, a predicted model, not a curated record